Nothoprocta perdicaria is the source of this 2612-nucleotide messenger RNA. RefSeq names its product Wnt family member 7A (gene WNT7A). The transcript is spliced from 4 exons. Gene Ontology annotation, biological process: multicellular organism development; positive regulation of JNK cascade; canonical Wnt signaling pathway. The coding region runs from base 56 to 1105 and encodes 349 amino acids. Gene Ontology annotation, molecular function: cytokine activity; frizzled binding. The record is from RefSeq and is a predicted model, not a curated record. Lineage: Eukaryota; Metazoa; Chordata; Aves; Tinamiformes; Tinamidae. Gene Ontology annotation, cellular component: extracellular region.
CGCCCGCCCCCGGGCAUCCUUUCCAUGCUGGUGUGAGGCACGGCGAGCGGGGAAUAUGAACAGGAAGGCAAGGCGCUGGAUCCUGCACAUCUUCCUGAGCCUGGGGAUUGUCUACAUCAAGAUCGGGGGUUUUUCCUCGGUGGUGGCCCUGGGCGCCAGCAUCAUCUGUAACAAGAUCCCGGGUCUCGCCCCCCGGCAGCGGGCGAUCUGCCAGAGCAGGCCYGACGCUAUUAUCGUCAUCGGGGAAGGGUCCCAGAUGGGCAUCAACGAGUGCCAGUUCCAGUUCCGCAACGGGCGCUGGAACUGCUCGGCGCUGGGCGAGAGGACGGUCUUCGGGAAAGAGCUCAAAGUGGGCAGCAGGGAGGCGGCCUUCACGUACGCCAUCAUCGCGGCGGGAGUCGCGCACGCCAUCACGGCCGCCUGCACGCAGGGCAACCUGAGCGACUGCGGCUGCGACAAGGAGAAGCAGGGGCAGUACCACAAGGAGGAAGGCUGGAAGUGGGGCGGCUGCUCUGCCGACAUCAGGUACGGCAUAGGCUUCGCCAAGGUCUUCGUGGACGCCAGGGAGAUCAAGCAGAACGCCAGGACCCUCAUGAACCUGCACAACAACGAGGCCGGGCGGAAGAUUCUGGAAGAAAACAUGAAGUUGGAAUGCAAGUGCCACGGGGUGUCCGGAUCCUGCACCACCAAAACAUGCUGGACAACUCUUCCCAAAUUCCGGGAGCUGGGCUACAUCCUUAAGGACAAGUACAACGAAGCAGUUCAAGUGGAACCGGUGAGGGCGAGCCGUAACAAGCGUCCGACCUUCCUUAAAAUUAAGAAGCCGCUUUCCUAUCGCAAACCCAUGGAUACGGAUUUAGUGUACAUAGAAAAGUCUCCCAAUUACUGUGAAGAAGACCCCGUCACGGGCAGCGUGGGGACGCAAGGGCGGAUGUGCAACAAGACAGCCCAGCAGUCCAACGGCUGCGACCUGAUGUGCUGCGGCCGAGGCUACAACACCCACCAGUACUCGCGCGUGUGGCAGUGCAACUGCAAGUUCCACUGGUGCUGCUACGUCAAGUGCAACACGUGCAGCGAGAGGACCGAGGUGUACACGUGUAAGUGAGCCCGCGUUGGCACACACGCUCGACCUGCCCACGCGGGACUGAGGCACAGCCCUGCUCGCCCAGGACAAGUCAUCCCUGUCUUUUCCUCUUGUGCUUCGCUGCUUAUAUGGAUACGCUCUUCAAACUCAUGGAAGUCAACCAAGAAACAAAGACAACCCUCCGCCAAGCUGCUUGACGUAUAAACCAGAAAAAAAGAGAUCCUCUCCGUCAAUCAGCACCUCUAGAGCACAAAGCUGUGACUGCCCUGUGAAGAGACACCAGCCAGAGGGAAAACUCUGAGCUUGGCAAUGGACUCGAUUGGUUUUGAAAGAGAUGAUUGAGAACUUCAGUGCAUAAGAACAGGGGAGAGAAAGGGGAUCCUCCUUAGAGAGGGGCUUUGCACCGCGCGGGAUGGACAGUGCCUGGGCUGAAUUGCCUGUGUAAGUGUGUGGGUGGCACGGAGUUAGGCUUCUGCACUCGUGAAAAGCUUCUGCUGGUCUGGCCCACCUUCCCCCUCGGUACCCUUUGCUACGGCAAGUUGAACUGUUGGGGUUGCUGUAGGCGCUGCUUUAUCUGCCGUUUCGUGUGUGUGCGCGCGUGCGCUGUGAAUUCUGGCACAGGGAUUGGGGACAUCUGGGCAUAAUAAUAGCAAUAUUUAACAAUUUAUUCAGAUAAAACUAAUAUUAAUUUAUUUAAUUAAAAAGAACUCUACCGACGUUUUUGGACCUGUUCUGCAAUUAAAGUAGAUAGCUUGCUUUCUUUGUGGAAUAGUUUUGUAGAAACAGCAAGGAAAAACUGGAGCUGUAUAUAUUAUUCUUUACUGGGAUAUUUCUACUAGUUGGACUUGCAGGAUAUGUUCUACAGUGCUGGAUGUUUAAGUUCUAAAGCUGGUGUCUUUAUAUAUAUGUACAUACACAAACACACUUUUUUUUUUGUGUGUGCUGUUUGCUGCUAGUUGUCUGGAACAAAAAUUAUAUGGUAGAGGUUUUAAAUCUUUACCAGAUUUUUUUUUUCAUCAAUUAAAGAAAGAAGCAUUAAGAAAAUCCUGUUUGGAAUAUGUCUAGAAAUAAGGAACUCCAGACAAACUUCCAUCUUUUGGAAAAACAACCAUAGGAUAAGAGAGUAUAUUUUGUAAGAGGCUAUUUUUAUAUAAAUAUUUUAUUUAUACUACGUCUGCUUGUUCAACCUGUACUUUUUCUCAAACCAGACAUACAGUUUGUAAUCCUUAGGCUAUUUAACAGAGGGAGGCCCAACAGUAGCCAGCUGGAGACAUUCAGCUGCACCGGUGGAUGUGUCGGAAAGCAGAAUGGACUUUCUCUCUGGAUGUGUGUACAAAGUGGCUCUUUUCCUGGGGUUCAAUUUGCAGAAUACGCAAAACAAGAACAGGGGAUGUAGCAUCAAUUCUGUCACAUGGUUUGAAUUCAUGAUUGGUAUUAACUGGAUGCUCAUUUAUCCCAUUCAGGAAAAAACUCUGAAUUAGCUUCCCACAUGCGUCAGUCAUUAAACUGUGGCGUUAUGACUAGCAAA